UAAUUUAUGACACAACAGUCUGUCUGUGUGUGUUUGUGUGCGUAAAACACACACUGUGUUUGGGGGGAGAUGUCAGAAAUUGGAAAAUUAUAAUCUUGGAAGCAGGCGGGAAGAACGUGCUAUGAAAUAUGAUUGUGUGAUUUUAACUAAAUCUGUCGUCUCUUUGGAACUUAUUCUCGGAGUUUAACUGCUUGUAAUUUAGAUGAAAUAAUCCCCCUGACUCCUGUUGCUGCACAUUAGCGCACUAAAUCAUUCUGACUAACUUCACUUCCCCCUCCCGGACACGCUCAGGGAGCGCUGCGCGCCUGACAAAAUACUCCCCCAUCACCGCCUCAAGCUGCUGCUCAGUGCUUGAGAGGACCGAGAGGAGCUGCGUGCGCUUCAGCCUCUCCUCUCUAGAUAAAAAAAAAUAAAAAAUAAAUCCUCUCACUAACUGCAUCCUUCCGAGUGCGCAAAGACGAGUCCUGGCUCCGUCACCCUGACCACGGCGGGACCGAUGUUGAAUGUGCGCACCGGCGUUUCCCGAAAAUGUGCCCGUCCUCUGGAUCCAAGCCGAGCCCGGGUUCUCUCACCGAAGCUGGGAAACUCUUCCUGAAACACACAACCCUGCACGGCUUACGGCACAUCUUCCUCAGCGGCUCGUACCCACGGAGAGUUGCGUGGCUUCUUGCGUUCUUGGCGGCCGUGGCUCUGUUCUUCGCCUGGUCCUCCAACAGAGUGCGGUACCUGCUCUCUUCGCCCAUGUACACCAAGGCGCACAUGGUGUACGCCAAGCGGCUGGUUUUCCCCGCCGUCACCAUCUGCAACCAGAACCUGCUGCUGCCUCGACGCAUGAAGAAGACGGACAUAUUCACCUCCGGGAGGUGGCUGGGGCUGCUGGAGAAGGAACCUGACUCGCCCAACUUGCAGGUCUCCCCCGCUGCGAAAGAGGCGCUUCUGGCUCUGCUGGGUGACGGCGGAGAGAGCGCGGGCAGCGAGCCGCCGUGGCUGUCGCGGAUUUUAGACUUCAAAAACUUCCUUCCUCCUCCUUUGGAGUCCCAGCCGAGUAUGAAGGAGCUGCUGGACCGGCUGGGACACCAGCUGGAGGAGAUGCUGCUGUACUGUCGGUACCAGGGAGAGCCCUGCGGGCCGCGUAAUUUCAGCAUUAUAUUUACACGCUACGGGAAAUGCUACACAUUUAAUUCAGGCCAAGAUGGACGACCCCUUCUGGUGACGAUGAAGGGCGGAACGGGCAACGGCCUGGAGCUGAUGUUGGACAUCCAGCAGGAUGAAUACCUGCCUGUGUGGGGAGAGACUGAUGAGACAUCAUUUGAAGCUGGGAUCAAGGUUCAGAUCCACACGCAGGACGAGCCGCCGUUCAUAGACCAGCUGGGCUUCGGAGUGGCUCCAGGAUUUCAGACCUUUGUUUCCUGUCAAGAGCAACGGCUGACGUACCUGCCCCCACCGUGGGGCGACUGCAAGUCCACGGCGAUGGACUCCGACUUCUUCAGCAGUUACAGCAUCACUGCCUGCAGAAUUGACUGCGAGACGCGAUACCUGGUCGAGAACUGCAAUUGCAGGAUGGUCCACAUGCCUGGAGAUGCCCCGUACUGCACCCCGGAGCAGUACAAGGAGUGUGCAGAUCCUGCCUUGGAUUUCCUUGUUGAGAAAGACAAUGAUUACUGUGUGUGUGAGACCCCAUGCAACAUGACUCGAUAUGGCAAAGAGCUGUCCUUUGUGAAGAUUCCCAGCAAGGCAUCGGCCAAGUACCUCGCCAAGAAAUUCAACAAGACGGAACAGUACAUUGCUGAUAACAUUCUGGUUUUGGAUAUCUACUUUGAGGCGCUGAACUAUGAAACCAUUGAACAAAAGAAAGCCUACGAACUGGCAGGCCUUCUGGGCGAUAUCGGAGGUCAGAUGGGUCUCUUCAUAGGCGCCAGCAUCCUCACCGUUCUCGAGCUGUUUGACUACCUGUACGAGGUGAUCAAGUACAAGCUGUGCAGAUGCAUGAAGAAGAAACACAAAGGCCGCAGCAGCAAUGAUCGGGGAGCUGUGCUGAGCCUGGAUGAUGUGAAACACCAUGCUCCUUGUGACAACCUGCGUACGCCGUCUACAUAUCCCGGGAACAUGCUACCUCACCAUCCGGGCCAGGGCAACUUUGAAGACUUCACCUGCUGAGCAGACCUCAGUAAAGCAUCACCGUGCGUGUUAUGCAACCAAAGCCGACCAUACAGCAACAAACUUUCUGACGCACAGACAGUGAAGAGCUGAUGCUGAUGAACAAAAACAGAGGCAUUUUUUACAUAGAAACUGAGGAAAAAAAUAAUAAAUCAAUCAAACACGAUAAAGGAUUUCCAUCCAAUGGCCAAGUAAAGAGAGAGCCCUGAAUAUUAAGAAGUAUAUUUUGAUCUUUAGAGAAACAUUUCAUGCAGCGGUCCAAACUCUUUUGUGUUGUUCCUCUGGAAUACUGCCACAACAGAUACUGGCGGAGAAGGUUUGCCAACAACAACAACAACAAACUCUCUUACAGGAAUAAAGGAAAAAAAAGAAAAGAAAAAGCAUCCAUUGUUACUGGAAAAUGUACAGUAAUUUCACCGCAAACAGAAAAGAGCCUCCAUGCCUUUAUGUGACACAGCAACAACACUAUCCCCCCUCCCCAACCUGCUUCUGUGACGAUCCUCAUGAUGCUUACUCCACUGUACAUGUAGCAACACAAGGAAAGGUUUGAGAAUGUAUCUCUGUCCAUGCCUGAUGGGGAAUGGGUGGAAAACGCGGCAGCAGCACAGGUGCAACAUCUACCAUUC
This is a messenger RNA of Poecilia latipinna (sailfin molly), 2783 nucleotides long. It is a transcript of the gene asic1b, whose product is annotated as acid-sensing (proton-gated) ion channel 1b. Bases 529 to 2157 code for a protein of 542 amino acids. NCBI's taxonomy places the organism in Eukaryota, Metazoa, Chordata, Actinopteri, Cyprinodontiformes, Poeciliidae. Gene Ontology annotation, cellular component: plasma membrane. The record is from RefSeq and is a predicted model, not a curated record. Gene Ontology annotation, biological process: sodium ion transmembrane transport. Gene Ontology annotation, molecular function: pH-gated monoatomic ion channel activity; ligand-gated sodium channel activity. The transcript is spliced from 10 exons.